AUGAAAAAGUACAAUGACCUUUAUCCGUUGUCCUCCAAUUAUGGUUUGCUGAAAGGUGCUCAAGAGCUCAAAAUGCGCAAACGACUGAUAGAAGAGGCGGGUGGGGAGUUACAAGAGUUCUGCAUUGAGGAUAUGGAAUUAUUUGAAGAUGUCAUGGAUGAGACCAAAUUCUUCACGAGUUGUGAACGGCAGACGAUUGUGCGCCACUACCUAAUGAGUCUCCGCGCGGCAGCCUCAGAAUCCUGGAGCAAAGACCUCCUCUUCUCGCCAGACCAGUCUAUCAGUGAGUUAUGCGUCAUUGCCUUCCAUUCUAACGCAUAA
Dibothriocephalus latus is the source of this 321-nucleotide messenger RNA. NCBI's taxonomy places the organism in Eukaryota, Metazoa, Platyhelminthes, Cestoda, Diphyllobothriidea, Diphyllobothriidae. The record is from the annotation of a GenBank genome assembly.